GGCUGGCUGUGGGAGGACUGUAUAUAUGUUACCCUCUCCUGUGGAGUGAAAUAAACACAAGCACUCUGUGCAGCAACAGAGCCCUGCCUUUCCUACUCACAGUGAAAGGACUGUGGCAUGCUGACAGGUUGCUACCGGGCUUACUGACUGUCAGACAGCCGGAGGGAGAAGGGAGACGGACAUCAUGAUGGAGCUGAAGAUUCAGCUGGUCCCCACGGGAGAGAUCAUCCUGCCACCUGGGAGAAAUGGGGAGAGUCACUGUCACAACUGUAGCAAGGCGGUGGGCAGCGAGGGGGUGCGGGUCAUGAUGGAGAGCGCCUUAACGGCCCGGGACCGUGUGGGGGUGCAGGACUUUGUUCUGCUGGAGAACCACACCAGCGAGGCGGCCUUCAUCGAGAACCUGCGCAAGAGGUUCAAGGAGAACCUCAUAUAUACAUAUAUUGGGUCGGUACUGGUGUCAGUGAACCCAUACAAGGAGCUAGAAAUCUACACCAAGCAGCACAUGGAGCGAUACAGAGGGGUCAACUUUUAUGAGGUCUCGCCCCACAUCUACGCGGUGUCGGACAACGCAUACCGCUCCAUGCGGACGGAGCGGCGGGAUCAGUGCAUCCUGAUCUCGGGGGAGAGCGGGGCGGGAAAGACGGAGGCAUCCAAAAAGAUCCUGCAGUACUACGCCGUCACCUGCCCCGCCAGCGACAAGGUGCAGACCAUCAAGGACAGACUGCUGCAGUCCAACCCCGUCCUGGAGGCUUUUGGAAAUGCCAAAACCUUGCGCAACGACAACUCCAGUCGCUUUGGUAAAUACAUGGACAUCCAGUUUGACUUCAAGGGAGCCCCCGUUGGUGGACACAUACUCAACUACCUGCUGGAGAAGUCCCGCGUGGUGCACCAGAACCACGGUGAGAGGAACUUCCACAUCUUCUACCAGCUGAUCGAGGGCGGAGAGGAGGACCUGCUGAGGAGGCUGGGUCUGGAGAAGAACCCCCAGCAGUACCAGUACCUGGUGAAGGGGAACUGUCCGAAGGUGAGCUCCAUUAACGACCGCAGUGACUGGAAGGUGGUGAGGAAGGCCCUGACUGUAAUUGGCUUCAAUGACGAUGACGUGGAGGAGCUGCUGAACAUCAUCGCUAGUGUCCUUCACCUGGGAAAUAUUCAGUUUGGGGGAGAGGAAAGUGGCAAUGCUUACAUCACCGCAGAUACACAGAUAAAAUACCUUGCAAGGCUGCUUGGUGUGGAUGGAUCAAUACUGAAGGAAGCUCUCGUGAACAAGAAGAUCAUUGCCAAGGGGGAGGAGCUGAUGAGCCCGCUGAACCUGGAACAGGCAGCCUCUGCUCGGGACGCCCUGUCCAAGGCUGUGUACGGACGCACCUUCAGCUGGCUGGUCAAUAAGAUCAACAUCUCGCUGGCUUUCAAGGAUGAAGUAUAUCCCACCAGUAAAAGUGCCUCAGUCAUUGGUCUGCUGGACAUCUAUGGCUUUGAGGUCUUCCAGCACAAUAGUUUUGAGCAGUUCUGCAUCAAUUACUGCAAUGAGAAGCUGCAGCAGCUCUUCAUUGAGCUGACCCUGAAGUCUGAGCAGGAGGAGUAUGAGUCUGAGGGUAUUACGUGGGAACCAGUGCAAUAUUUCAACAAUAAGAUCAUCUGUGAUCUGGUGGAAGAGAAGUUCAAGGGAAUAAUUUCCAUUCUGGACGAGGAGUGCCUCAGGCCUGGGGAUGCCAGUGACAUCACCUUCCUGGAGAAGCUGGAGGACACAUUGGGGGGCCACGCCCACUUUGUUACUCAUAAGCUGGCGGAUGGAAAGACCCGGAAGGCAAUGGGCAGGGAGGAAUUCAGACUGUUGCACUAUGCAGGAGAGGUCAACUACAACGUCACUGGGUUUUUGGACAAGAACAAUGACCUUCUCUUCAGGAACUUAAAAGAGGUCAUGUGUCAAUCAGAAAACAAGAUCCUGACGCAGUGCUUUCAGAGGGAGGAGCUGACUGACAAGAAGCGGCCAGAGACGGCGGUGACUCAGUUUAAGAACAGCCUGGCCAAGCUGAUGGAGAUCCUGAUAUCCAAGGAGCCGUCGUACAUCCGCUGCAUCAAACCCAACGACGCCAAGCAAGCAGGUCGUUUUGAUGAGGUUCUGAUCCGACACCAGGUGAAGUACCUUGGGCUGAUGGAGAACCUACGAGUGAGGCGAGCAGGGUUCGCUUAUCGUCGUCGCUAUGAGACCUUCUUGCAGAGGUACAAGUCUCUCUGCCCUGAGACCUGGCCCAAUUGGCAGGGGCGGCUGGCUGAUGGAGUCUCCACACUGGUCAAACAUCUGGGCUAUAAGCCUGAGGAAUACAAACUGGGCAGAUCUAAAAUAUUCAUCCGUUUUCCAAAGACCCUGUUUGCCACAGAGGAUGCACUAGAAGUGAGGAAACACAGUCUAGCAACCAAACUACAAGCAUCAUGGAAGGGCUACAGCCAGAAGUCAAAAUACCGCAAACUGAGGCAUUCCGCAAUCCUGAUCCAGGCGUGGUGGAGGGGCAUCCUGGCGCGGCGGAGAGCGAAGCUCAGAAGACAGGCUGCUGACACCAUCCGCAGGUUCAUCAAGGGCUUCAUCUACCGCCACCAGCCACGCUGCCCGGAAAACGAGUACUUCCUGGACUACGUGCGAUACUCCUUCCUCAUGAACCUGUGUAGGAACCUGCCCAAAACUGUCCUGGACAAGAGCUGGCCCCCAGCCCCCCCUGCUUUGGCUGAGGCAUCAGAACAUCUACGCAACCUGUGCAUGCAGAAUAUGGUGUGGAGCUACUGUAAGAAGAUCAGCCCGGAGUGGAAGCACCAGCUGGAGCAGAAAAUGGUGGCCAGUGAGAUCUUCAAGGACAAAAAGGACAACUACCCCCAGAGUGUUCCCAGGCUGUUUGUGGGAACCAGGCUCAAUGGUGAGGAUAUAAAUCCAAAGGUGAUCCAGGCUCUGGGCAGUGAGAGAAUGAAGUACGGUGUCCCGGUGACCAAGUACGACAGAAAGGGUUUCCGCGCCCGCCCGCGGCAGCUCCUGCUCACCGGUAACAGCGCCAUCAUCGUGGAGGAGGCCAAAAUGAAGCAGCGCAUUGAAUACUCAGUGCUCAGAGGCGUCUCUGUCAGCUCCCUAAGUGAUGGGGUGUUUGUCCUGCACGUGGUCUGUGAGGACAACAAACAGAAGGGUGACGUCAUCCUGCAGAGUGACCACAUCAUUGAGGCACUGACCAAGCUGGCUAUCUGCGCCGACAAGAUCAACAGCAUUAACAUCAACCAGAGCAGUAUAAAGUUCACAACGCGUCAAGGGAAGGAAGGGAUCAUAGACUUCACCUCUGGCUCAGCACUCCUUGUUGCUAAGGCCAAGAAUGGACACCUUUCUGUGACUGCCCCACGACUCAACUCAAGAUGAUGAUGGCAAUGAACCAAAGACUCCCUGUAAACGCAGUAGAUUACCUGCUCAUACGCACUCUUUUUCACCAAACAGAU
This is a messenger RNA of Megalops cyprinoides (Indo-Pacific tarpon), 3471 nucleotides long. It is a transcript of the gene myo1cb, whose product is annotated as myosin Ic, paralog b. Gene Ontology annotation, molecular function: microfilament motor activity; actin filament binding; ATP binding. The transcript has 33 exons. Gene Ontology annotation, biological process: actin filament organization; vesicle transport along actin filament. Gene Ontology annotation, cellular component: vesicle; cytoplasm; actin cytoskeleton. The record is from RefSeq and is a predicted model, not a curated record. Bases 185 to 3394 code for a protein of 1069 amino acids. NCBI's taxonomy places the organism in Eukaryota, Metazoa, Chordata, Actinopteri, Elopiformes, Megalopidae.